UCCAGUAUUUACAAUAGUGGGAAAAAUGAUCGAGUUUGGCUCGAAGACAAUCUAUCCGGGUCCAUCAUCAGCCAAACCUCCACUGGCUCGUCAGCCCAAGUCGUCCAAGAAAUCAUCCUUGAAGCAGUCACAUCCCGCGUCCUUACUCUCCACUGCAUCAGUCACCACCAAACCAAGCUAUACAACCACAGUAGGCAGUGAGUGGUUGCGUCCUCAAAUAGUGGUUGUCUGCUGCAAUUACGCGGUUACGUUACCGCUGACGCGACACGCGAUCGCUGAGUGUCUGCCGCCCCCGCUGCGUGAAAAGGAGCCGCUAGUGCCUUCGCCAUGGCUCAGAGCCGAUGCUCGCACCGCACAAAUUGUCACACCUCAAGAGCCGCCUGAUACAUCCAAGCUGUCGUCUCUUUCGGAUGAUCGAGACUUAUCGGAAGUCAUUUCUCCAAGAGCACUGAAGUUCAUCAGACAUGGACCUUCAGAUUUCAAACCAAAAUUCCGAUCACUUUUGAGUCCUGCGUACGGACUUUAUCAAUCCAGAACCCAGCAACAAGUUCAGGAUGAUGAUAAGCAUAUGGCAAGCAUGGUGGAACAAUGCGCUCCUCAUUUGGCACUGAAACUUUAUCACCCCGAAGAAAUAAAAUUCUCGCAGCCUCUUCCCGUCACACGCCGUAUGAAAAGUUUCGAUCUUUCUUCGCCGCAGAAACUGAUGAGAGUGAAACUGAAAUCUGAUACAUCAAGCUCUAUUCAAGGAUCCUGCAACGGCAGCACUUUGCAUUCUAUCAAUAGUCGCACUGACACCAACACCAAUACUAAUUUCAAGUGAUGAGACUAACUUUGAACUAACACUGAACUUUUCAAACAAUACUAUUGUUUUUGACCCUUGUAAGCUGUCCUCCUGAUGAUAAUUGUCAUAUUGUUGACCGAGCGAAGUGAGGUCUAAGAUUCAAGUUGACGGUUUGGCAUUUCCCUUAAUGUUUAUAUGUUGUGCAUUUACGGCGAA
Nilaparvata lugens (brown planthopper) is the source of this 997-nucleotide messenger RNA. RefSeq lists its product as uncharacterized. The transcript is spliced from 4 exons. The record is from RefSeq and is a predicted model, not a curated record. NCBI's taxonomy places the organism in Eukaryota, Metazoa, Arthropoda, Insecta, Hemiptera, Delphacidae. Bases 26 to 820 code for a protein of 264 amino acids.